Hevea brasiliensis (rubber tree) is the source of this 1127-nucleotide messenger RNA. RefSeq lists its product as uncharacterized. Gene Ontology annotation, molecular function: RNA binding. Gene Ontology annotation, cellular component: preribosome, large subunit precursor; nucleolus. The record is from RefSeq and is a predicted model, not a curated record. Bases 167 to 856 code for a protein of 229 amino acids. Gene Ontology annotation, biological process: nuclear-transcribed mRNA catabolic process; ribosomal large subunit biogenesis; rRNA processing. Lineage: Eukaryota; Viridiplantae; Streptophyta; Magnoliopsida; Malpighiales; Euphorbiaceae. The transcript has 8 exons.
UUCACUCAUCGAUCCGAUUUAAAAUCACUGCUUUCAGCCGUUCGCCUCGAGACGAGACGCCUGUCUACAAGCCAUAAAACCCUAAUCCCAAAAGCCUCGCAGAGGACUCUAAACUCGCUUCUCCAAAGCUAAGAUUUGCUCUUGCAGCUCAGUUUAAUUACCAACCAUGCCAAAGUCCAAGCGCAACAGAGCAGUUUCAUUAACAAAAACCAAGAAAAAAGGGAGAGAACACAAAGAAUCGAUAGUAAAUUCUAUAAGGGAAGCGGCGGAAAACUACAAUUCGAUAUAUGUGUUUACUUUUGAGAACAUGAGAAAUCUCAAGUUCAAGGAGUUUAGAGAGCAGCUGAAAUCUACCAGCAGAUUCUUCCUUGGAUCAAACAAAGUAAUGCAGGUAUCUCUAGGUCGAUCUGUUGCUGAUGAGAUCAGGCCAGGAAUCCACAAAGUUUCCAAGCUUCUCCAUGGAGAUGCUGGACUUUUUCUCACCAACUUGCCAAAAGAAGAAGUUGAAAGGUUAUUUAAUGAAUACGAGGAAUAUGACUUUGCAAGGACCGGAAGCAUCGCAACAGAAAAGGUAGAACUCAAGGAAGGUCCUUUGGAGCAGUUUACCCAUGAGAUGGAGCCCUUUCUUCGCAAGCAAGGAAUGCCUGUUCGGUUGAACAAGGGUGUUGUGGAGCUAGUUUCAGACUUUGUUGUGUGUGAAGAGGGAAAGCAUUUGUCACCUGAGUCUGCUCGAAUACUGCGAUUAUUGGGCAUCAAGAUGGCUACUUUCCGUCUUCACUUAAUUUGCAGAUGGAGUCCUGAAGAUUUUGAGAUUUACAGAGAAGGGCAAGAUGAGUCAGAUGUUGAAUCAGCAUAAAACAUUGCGGCUUUAGUCUAUAUCCUCCUUGAAUUUUUGUUAAAUCCUAAUGACAUCAAUCCAUAUCAUGUGUAAUACAAACUAAUGCAGUCCAAUAGGAGGGGUGUGUAUGUAGUGCAGAGUAAUAGAGGAGCUUUGUACCUUUGGUUAAUCAAAGGCAGCAUCCUCUUUCAUUGCUCAGUUUUGUCUGCAAGCUUCUGCUCCUGAUUUUGAUUUGCAUUUGUUUUGACUACUUUUGAAGGAAGAAAUUAGAACCAGAUUAUUUUGUUCA